Andrographis paniculata is the source of this 1572-nucleotide messenger RNA. Its product is annotated as probable protein phosphatase 2C 6. The coding region runs from base 1 to 1416 and encodes 471 amino acids. Gene Ontology annotation, molecular function: protein serine/threonine phosphatase activity. The transcript is spliced from 5 exons. Gene Ontology annotation, biological process: protein dephosphorylation. The record is from RefSeq and is a predicted model, not a curated record. NCBI's taxonomy places the organism in Eukaryota, Viridiplantae, Streptophyta, Magnoliopsida, Lamiales, Acanthaceae.
AUGGGCGGUUGUCAGUCGUCGGUUAACGUGAAGGCCGCGGCGGCGACGACGAAGAAGAAGAGAAGCGAUGGUAAGAUUGAUCGGUCCAAGUCGAGAAGUAACAGCGCCGGUGAUUUCGCCGCCUUAAUCAACAAGCUGGAUAGUGGCGCCGAGGUGGCGGCGGCUUACUUGUCAGAGAUGCGGGAGUUUCAUCGGAUUCCAGGGCGGCUGUAUUCGAACGGCGCCAGUCGCAUCGCGAGCCUGUACACACAGCAAGGGAGGAAAGGAGUCAACCAGGAUUCGAUGCUCGUGUGGGAGAAUUUGGGGAGAACAGAUCGAAACGCAACGUUCUGCGGAGUGUUCGACGGACACGGUCCUUAUGGUCACAUGGUUGCCAGGAGAGUGCGCGAUGUUCUUCCAAUAUUGCUGCGUUUACAGUGGGAAAUCAUUCCUCAAAAUUGCCAUGGAUUGGAAGGCAAUGGCAGUGAUGAAAAUGACAACAGUGAUAAUGACGGCGAUGAGAUUGUUCCAGAUACGCAUACGGCGCUCAAGAGGUCAAUUCUGAAGGCUUCCGAGUUAAUGGAUGACGAACUCAAGUCUCAUCCCCGAAUCGAUUGCUACUGCAGCGGCACAACUGCUGUCGUUUUGGUAAUGGAGGGCCGGGAUCUGAUAACUGGAAAUGUUGGCGAUUCGCGGGCAGUAUUGGCAACACGAGACGACAACAAUGUUCUUGUUGCAUUACAGCUUACAGAGGAUUUGAAACCAGAUCUCCCAAGAGAAACCACGAGGAUACAGAAAUGCAGAGGAAGAGUAUUCGCAAUGCAAGACGAGCCCGAUGUUGUGCGCCUAUGGUUGCCAGACAGCAACUCACCGGGCCUGGCCAUGUCCAGAGCCUUUGGCGACUUCUGUCUGAAAGACUUCGGUUUGAUCGCAAUCCCGGAAGUUCGUCACCAUCGCGUAACUAAUAGAGACGAGUUUGUUAUUCUCGCCACAGACGGGGUGUGGGACGUUCUUUCGAACCAGGAAGCCGUCGACAUCGUCGCUUCCUCUUCCUGUCGCACCACCGCGUCUCGAGCUCUCGUCGAUUAUGCCACCAGAGCAUGGCGGUAUAAGUACCCGACAUCAAAGAUCGACGACUGCGCGGCCGUGUGCUUAUUCCUCGAUCAUACGACCGAAGUAUGUAAUUUUGAUCCUCCCAAUGGUACCUUACCUAAGGCGGCAAGUUCGACCAACGACUCCGGAGAGAUCGUCCCGGCUACGGAGGAAGUCGAAAAGCCAAUGCAGAGAUCUGCGAGUCGAAGCCUCGCCAACUACAUCGCUAGUGAAGACGAUGAAUGGUUAGCUCUUGACGGCGUUACGAGGUCGAAUAGUCUGAUCAGCCUCCCGCGAUUCUUGCCGGGGCUUCGAAGAUCGACCGGCCGGCGACGUCGAAAAUGACUGUGAAGGAACCAUGCAGCUGUUUUACCGGCGAAAAUCUAUUGUAGGAAUUCAUUGUCUCAGCAACUGUUCGUAUGUAAGAAAUCAUAUGCAGCUGGAUUAUAGAGUUUUCGGUUUUUAUGUUGGAAGGAUGAAUUACUUAAUAUAUGAAUCUUA